Molecule: messenger RNA, 7452 nt
Organism: Salvelinus sp. IW2-2015
Lineage: Eukaryota; Metazoa; Chordata; Actinopteri; Salmoniformes; Salmonidae
Source: RefSeq, a predicted model, not a curated record
UGUUGAUGCUUGCUACGAGGCGAGACUGAGGUCUGCCCUGACAGUCCUGCCCAAAACUUCUCAACAACGGGAAAGUGAAAUAUAGAUAUCAGUGUCGCAAGCGGUUGUCAUUCAACCCUGCAUGGAAUAAACAGAAAAAGAUUGAUAGAAGCGGCAAGGUAGCUAGCUAGCUGGCAUGUCACUGACAGUGCUUGGGGGCUAUGCACAACGUUAGCCUACAGUACCGAGCUAGCUUGCUAACGUUGUUAAAUGGCAUGCUAGUAGGCAAUAGCACUGGGCAUAUUCUUCUUUAGCAUGUGGUUUAGCUAACGGCAGUAUCUUUCUUGCCCAAUGUGGGAACGAAAGAGACAGCUGGGACAUUGGCAGAAAGCUUGGCUAGCUACAGUAGCUAACCAAGAACUGGUAUUGUGCCGCAGAUCCAGUUUCACCAAUGGCAGUUCUCAUCGCGGAGGACGCAAUGACACAAGACGAGGAGUCGCGGCGUGACUGACAGUCUUCAGGAACCCGACCAUCGAAGUAGCUAGCUACUACAGUUGACAAUCUGGGAACAUGGACAAUUUUUCCAAAUGCAUCCAGAGAAAUAUCUCUCCCAGUGGAUCAGAAUGUAAUGCAAGAAGGACGGAUAAUAUAGAAAAGCUUUCCAGGCAGACCAGGGCAUGUAAUGAACGGGAACCGCACACAUCAUGCCAACAUAACAUGCAACGCAUUGAACCAGAAGGAAGCAUGACAGCAAAUUAACGUAUAUUUUAUCUUUGUAUUUAUUUUGCUGAACAACAUUUGGUUUUGUCUGGCUAUCACCACUGGUUGCCAGAUUUCAUGUACUAGUUCUAUCAACCGAUGUCUGAGAUCAGUCAGAAUUUAGAUUUCAUGAUGACGGUGGAGGGUUCCACAAUAAAGAGUCGGAUCAAAAAUCUUCUCCGCUCGCCAUCUAUCAAAUUGAGAAGGAAUAAAGAUCGGAACCAUAAAGAGAAUCUCAGUAACAAGGUGACAUUAGAGAAGGUGCUGGGGAUCACAGCAUUUGGGAACCGUGCUUUGGCCUGCGACCCUCGCUCCGGACUAGUGGCCUACCCAGCUGGAUGUGUGGUGGUGCUGCUGAACCCCAAGAAGAACAAACAGCAUCACAUCCUUAACAGCUCCAGGAAAACCAUCACCACUCUGUCAUUUUCCCCUGAUGGCAAGUAUGUGGUCACAGGAGAGAGUGGGCACAUGCCUGCUGUGCGGGUGUGGGACGUUGCAGAGCGGACCCAGGUGGCCGAGCUACAGGAGCAUAAGUAUGGCAUCUCCUGCGUGGCCUUCAGUCCUAACAGCAAGUACAUCGUCAGCGUGGGAUACCAGCACGACAUGAUCGUCAAUGUCUGGGCCUGGAAGAAAAACAUUGUGGUGGCAGCCAACAAAGUCUCCAGUAAAGUGACGGCUGUGUCCUUCUCAGACGACAGCUCCUACUUUGUCACGGCAGGGAACAGGCACGUCAAGUUCUGGUACCUGGAUCACACCAAAUCCUCCAAGGUGAACGCCACAGUUCCUCUGCUGGGUCGCUCAGGGCUCCUGGGGGAGUUGAGGAACAACUUCUUCUCUGACGUGGCAUGUGGGAAGGGUCGUAAAGCCGGCAGCACCUUCUGCAUCACUUCCUCAGGCCUGCUCUGCGAGUUCAAUGACAAACGCCUGCUGGACAAAUGGGUGGAGCUAAGGACAACUCAGGCCACGUCUCUGUCUGUGACGGAGGAGCUGAUCUUCUGUGGCUGUGCAGACGGCACCGUGAGGGUCUUCAGCCCUGUCAACCUGCACUUCAUCUGUACCCUGCCACGCCCACACUGCCUGGGCACAGACAUCGCCACCGUGGUGGAGGCUAGCCACCUCUUCAGCCACAAGAUGGACGCCCGGUACCCUGACACGGUGGCUGUCUCAUAUGACCCUGCGAGCCGCUGGCUGUCCUGUGUCUACAACGACCACAGCCUGUACGUGUGGGACGUACGAGACCUCCGCAAAGUGGGCAAGGUCUAUUCCGCCCUCUACCACUCGGCUUCCGUGUGGAGCGUCGAGGUGUACCCGGACAGGGUAAGUGAUGGUGAGCAGCCAUGUCUGCCUCCAGGCUCCUUCCUCAGCUGCUCCUCAGACAACACCAUCCGGCUCUGGAACACUGACGGUCACAGCACCACCCUCAGCCGCAACGUCAUCAGCAACGACCUCCAGAAGAUCAUCUACAUGGACAACAACACGGCCGGCCUGCUGGACACAGAGUGCCUCAACUCGGGGAACGGAGAGAAGGCCGACCCCCAGACCUCAGAGACCAGGACGGGCAUCAGGACCAUGUGUGUGAGCCCCGACGGGCAGCACCUGGCGUCGGGCGACCGCACCGGCACCUUGAGGAUCCAUGAGCUGGUGAGCAUGGAGGAGAUUCUGAACGUUCAGGCCCACGACUCUGAGAUCCUUUGUCUGGAAUACUCCAAGCCUGAGACGGGUCUGAAGCUACUAGCCACAGCUAGUCGAGACCGUCUGAUCCAUGUGCUGGACGCAGAGCAGGAGUACAGCCUGCUGCAGACGCUGGACGAACACUCCUCCUCCAUCACCGCCGUCCGAUUCGCUGCCAAUGACGGCAAGGUGAGGAUGAUCAGCUGUGGCGCUGACAAGAGCAUCUACUUCCGCACAGCGCAGAAGUCAGAUGAAGGAACAGUGUUUACCCGCACCCACCACAUCGUACGCAAGACGACGCUGUAUGACAUGGAUAUCGACCCCACCAGGAAGUACGCAGCAAUUGGCUGUCAAGACCGCAGCGUUAGAAUCUUCAACAUCAGUAACGGCAAACAGAAGAAACUGUACAAGGGCUCCCAAGGAGAGGAUGGCACUGUUAUCAAGGUUCAGACCGACCCCUCAGGGCUGUAUGUGGCCACCAGCUGCUCAGACAAGAACAUCAGCAUCUUUGACUACUACUCUGGAGAGUGUGUGGCCACCAUGUUUGGACACUCUGAGGUUGUGACUGGAAUGAAGUUCACCAAUGACUGCAAGCACAUGAUAACUGUGUCUGGUGACAGCUGUAUCUUUGUGUGGCGUCUUGCCCCGGAGCUGACAAUCAGUAUGAGACAGCGUCUCUCUGACCUCAAGCAGAACGGCAAGCCAGUUCAGAAGACCCCACCUCACAAACCUUGCAAUCUCAGCACCAGGAGAGAGGUGCACAGAACCCCUCCCAUAGUCACCAUGUCCUCUGACAGCGACAAAGAGGUGGAGGGGAUAGAGGAGGAGGAUGAGGAUGAGGAAGAGAUGAUCUCUCCUUACAUGGUGUCAGGCUGCAGUGCAGAGGAAGAGACAGACACCUCAGACGAUAAGCACAACUCACUUAACUCUCACGGCAGAGAACUGAAAAGGGAGAGCUCUUUUGGCAGGCGUUCCUCCCAGGCCAAUCAUCACUGUGAGGAAAGGGGUCCCCGUCCACGGCGCCGCUGGUCCAGAGGCAUGGUCAGCAUGGAGCUGAUGGUCAAGUCCAUGUUGGACCUCAGACAGCUGGAUUCCUUCGCCAUGCCCCCCUCCUCCCCCAACAAGACCAAGACCCAGCCUGAUGCUUUCAGAGACCCAUUCAGGGAGGAUGAACUGGGCAGCACCAUCAGCCUGCAACCCCUUACUGCAUGGGGGGAUGAGUCUGAGCAGAGGUCCCAGCAGCGACCCCACUACAUCAUGUUCUCUCCACAGACCCCAGAGACAGGCUCAGUGAUCUACCCCGAGGGCUGUGAGGACAGGGCUAGCUUAGCUGGCAGUGAGUACCUAGUGAAAGAGCUACUGCCCGGGCCUGAGACCAGCAGGAGUGUGAAGGGGUACCAGAACCACAACCAGUGGAGCCAGGGCCACCGUGACAAACACAGCCCAGACAGCGCCUGCUCUGUGGACUAUUCCAGCAGCAGAUGGUCCAGCCCAGACAGCCAGCAGCAGCCUCCUGGAGAGGACUCUGAGCCCACAGAGCCUCUCAGUGUGGAUGGGAACUCCUCUGAAUUGGACAUGGAGGAACUGGAGGAGGAAGAGGAGGGGGGCGUAGGGAGGGGAGAGGCCAAGGGGGCAACAGUAGUACCUAAGACCCCUGACCAGGAGGCCUUCCUCAAACAGCACUUUGGCAACCUGGCUGAGCUUAAAAACCCAGUGAGCCCGACCAGAGUUGUCACCCCUGACAGUGUCAGCAUCUCCUCCAAGUUCCUGUCCCAAUGUUCUACUGGAAGCAGGACUGCCUUUCCAUUCCCAUCGAAGAGCGGUGUUGAGGGGAAGGUAGCCAGCGGUGUGGUGAGGCCCCUGGUCUCUGAGGUGAGGCCCCUCAUGGAGCACAACCAGAGCCAAGGCCACAGCCAGGGCCAGAGCCAAGGCCACAGCCAGGGCCAGAGCCAAGGCCACAGCCAGGGCCAGAGCCAAGGCCACAGCCAGGGCCAGGGCCAGAGCCAAGGCCAGAGCCAAAGCCACAGCCAGGGCCAGAGCAACAGCCAGGCCCAGAGCCAAGGCCACAGCCAGGCCCAGAGCCAAGGCCACAGCCAGGGCCAGAGCCAAGGCCACAGCCAGGGCCAGAGCCAAGGCCACAGCCAGGACCAGAGCCAACGCCACAGCCAGGACCAGAGCCAGCAGAGCCACAGCCAGGGCCAGAGCCACAGCCAGGGCCAGAGCCACAGCCAGGGCCAGAGCCACAGCCAGGGCCAGAGCCACAGCCAGGACCAGAGCCACAACCAGGACCAGAGCCACAACCAGGGCCAGAGCCAACUCCACAGCCAGGGCCAGAGCCACAACCAGGGCCAGAGCCAACUCCACAGCCAGGGCCAGAGCCACAACCAGGGCCAGAGCCACAACCCGGGCCAGAGCCACAGCCAGAGAAAGGGCUCAGAAGAAUCUCAGAAGGGCACUACCGGGAGACUAGAAGUAGUGGACACUACCACUACGGAGAAGGGUCUGAAUCUCCGGGCCUCUCCUCUGAGGAAGAAGCUUUUUAACCCUGCAGUGGACUCCCGUAGGAUAGUCAGUCCUGUGGCCAAGGCUGCAGCAUCACACCUCACAUCUACAGGCAUGAGGAAGUCCCAGUCAGUCCAGAACCUGCACACUGAGGAAAUGCCUCUGAGCCUGUCUCGGCCUUCCAAGGAGGUAGCCCCUCAGCCCCAUCACUCCCAGUCUCAUCAAUCCCAGGCCAACGAGCGUCCAGUGACCCUCCCCACAACCCCCCGCCGCACCCUGCCCAGUGUGCCCCCCCUCUGCAGCCCCACCUCCCCACAACCCCGGGACAUCACCAGUAGCAGUCAUGGCACUGCCCCCACGCCCAGGAGCGUCAAAUCCCGCUGCUCCUACAUGAGCCCCACCACCAGCUCCAUGGCCAAGAUGUCCCGCUCCAUGUCCAUGGGAGACAGCUUAAACGUGGCCGAGGAAGAGUCUGGGUCAACAGAGUCACGCAGGGGGUCCAGCUCUGACACGUCCAACGCUCCCACCAAGAGUCGGAGCUGCUCCUCCCAGAGCUCCCAGAGUCUUAGUACUAAACCGUCUAACCCCGUGGCCGUGGUCUCUUCCACCUUAUCCUCCUCCUCCCCUCUGGCGUUGGGUUUAGCCAUGCCCCAUGCUGCAGUUAUCCCCACCCUCAUCACUAGCUCUCCAAGCAACUCCAACCCAACCACCAAGAGUCUGCAGGCUAAGCUGAUGUGCAGCACCCGGCCCCAGCUCAACCUGGACAUCUCCAAGCCCCUCCCAGACAAGCCCUCCCUGGCGGUCUUCACUCCCAACAGUACCUUCAAGACCGCCGCCUCCUCCAAGACUGUCAAAGAGGACAACGACCUCUCUUCCAGAUCUCCAGUCAGCUUGUUACCUCACCAGGGCCAGACUCAUCCAGUACUCACCAACAAAGUCCAGCUAGUCACUGCACUGUCCCUCUCCCCAGCUCGGAGUCCUGAGGCGGAGCAGCGUUUUCUUACCACGGAGCUGCGUCCUGAGGCCCCCGUGGUAGACAACAGACUAGAACAGCCAAAGAUGGAGGAGAGCCAGGGCCUGACCCAGGAGAAGAGUCCCGCGAUGGAGGUGUCUCUACAGGGCAGUCCCGUAUACCUGCUGUCAUCUGGAGGUUCCGGCCAGGACCGCACAGACGGUUCUCUCAGUAUGGAGUCGUGCAGGGUGGUGGCCAGCGAGCUACAGAACACCUUUAGGAAGGCCUCCCAGCUCUACAGAAUGGUGAACAGUGUGCCUGUAGACUCCAGGCAGGAGCACCAUGAGAUGGCCCAGGUCCUGUCUGAGGCCUUUGAGGUGGUGAGGGCCGAGCUGAGCUCCCUGCCCCAGAGCUCACCCCCAUCCCCCUCUGGAGGACCUGCAGCAGGAGGCUCCCUGUGUACAGUGGGCUGCCGGCCCGUAGGACCAGUAGAACCAGGGGCGGGGAGAUUAGCCUCGGGGGAGGAGAGGACUCUGGCUCUGCUGGAGCAGUACUCUGAGCUCCUCCUUCAAGCUGUGGAGAAGAGGCUGGACAACAAGCAGCUCUCCUAAAUACUCCUCUUCUUUCACACCCUUCCUUGAAGACUGAACCAACCCCCUUGCAAAUGUAGGAUCUUAAGCCAUUGUGCAAGGAUAUCUGCAGACUACAGUACUUCUUUUUAUUUAAUUUUUUUCUCGACACGUUUUUAAAAUGAACAGAUUAAAAUAUUCCUGAAGGAUGCCUGUACAUAUUUUUUAGAAGUGUUUUUUUUUUUUUAAAGCACUUAUCUCUCUUUCUCUCUGCUGCACCCUCUGGUUGGGUGGUCCCCUCUCUCCCUGUCAGAUCUCUGUAGGCCUAGGAUGGGUUUGGAGGGUUGGACUCAGCACAAUGGCCCACUGUAGUAGGCUAACAUGUAACACUCAUAACCAAUAGCACUGAUACUGUAAGGAGACUCCUCAGGAUGAUCAAUGCCUCAGCAUUCCUUCCCAGUGUGGCUGAGCUGCACUAGACUGUCAUUCAUCACCCUUCCCCCCUCUACUAUAUUGUGUGCUUCUACAGUACCUACCAGACACCUGCACUCUCAUGACCACUGGUUUUAUUUACCCCUGUUGCCAAAUAUUGUGCCCUGCUACUUUGUUUUAAUGAAGUUGUUGUUAUGGAAAUGCCGGAUGCCAUAGAGUUGCUGCGUUGGAGCCAGUGGCGUAGCGUAGUUUUGCGGGCCCCUCUUGCAAGGUGUCCCCACAGAAAGAAAAAUGUGCAGAUUUAUAGCUUAUAUCAUGCUAUUUGACACAUAUUGCCAUGAGGCUGAGAGAAAAUGUUGAUGUUUUAGAGCUCAGGGAUUCUUAAAAGAUGGGACAAUCUCAACUUUUUUUCCACAAAUAUUUGUCUUAAUAUUAACAAAAGUUGAAAUCUAUAUUUUGAUAGACCAAAGUACCAGCAAUCACACCAUGUAAAGGAAAAAGCAACUUCCAAACUUCUUUUUGUUUUGUUUUAUAGUACUCCCGAGUGGCGCAGCGGUCUAAGGCACUGCAUCUCAGUGCUAGAGGUGU